Rhododendron vialii is the source of this 1791-nucleotide messenger RNA. Its product is annotated as peptide chain release factor 1, mitochondrial. NCBI's taxonomy places the organism in Eukaryota, Viridiplantae, Streptophyta, Magnoliopsida, Ericales, Ericaceae. The record is from RefSeq and is a predicted model, not a curated record. Gene Ontology annotation, biological process: translational termination. Gene Ontology annotation, molecular function: translation release factor activity, codon specific. The transcript is spliced from 13 exons. Bases 125 to 1483 code for a protein of 452 amino acids.
UUUGCCAUUUCACCCGUCCCCCUUCUGUCUCCCGCAUAACACAGUGGAGGGAGGAUGUGUCAGCUCGGGGCCGCGUCAACCGGAUGAUGUGGUACUGACAUGGUGUCCAUCAGAUUCAAAAGCAAUGAGAUUUCGAGGGUUUUCAUGGAGCAAUCUGGCUCAUCACUUCAAAGAAUUUGACCACUUCUUCAGUCCACACUCCAACUUCCAUCAUCGAAGAUUGUUUAUUCAAUCACCCAGUAGGAAAUCCAUCUUCUCCGAUCUCCGCUCCUACUCAACCGAAGCCUACUGCUAUUGCACCGAAUUGUGGGAAUGUGGCGUACCAUGUUCUAGUUCCCAUUCUUGCGCUAGAACGAUCUGCGUUCCAGAAUUGCAACCUCAGCUAUCUUCUGAUUUGAUCACAAUAAUGGAAAAGAGGUUAUCUUCUAUUGAACGUAGGAGUGCUUAUCUUUCGGGACUCGUAAAUCAGCCAGAAGCCUUACCGGCAGAAUACUCAAGAGCCAAUAAGGAGCUUCGGAACCUCAAGGGUUCAAUGGAUCUUAUAAAGGAGUUAAGGACUAAACAAAAGGACAUUGAGGGUUUGAAGGCACUAAUGACUGAAUGCCCAGAAGACAAAGAAAUGCUGAACAUGGCAACUGAGGAAUUGUCCCAGGCUGUGGAAGAAGAGAAAAGAUUGCAGAAUCAGCUGCUGCAGUCAUUACUUCCUAAGGACGAUGCUGAUGAACGGGGCUGUAUUUUGGAGGUGAGAGCAGGAACUGGAGGGGAAGAGGCUUCUUUGUUUGCAAUGGACAUAUUCAAAAUGUACGAAAGAUACUCAUUGAAGACGGGUUGGAAGUUUGAUGUGGUAGAAAUAACAGAGUCUGAUCUUAAAGGGUACAAAGAAGCUAGUGCAGCAAUUUCUGGAGCUGAUGUCUAUGGGAAACUUAAAUUUGAGAGUGGAAUUCACAGAGUGCAGCGAGUUCCUGUUACAGAGAAAUCUGGACGUGUUCACACCAGUGCCGUGUCUGUUGCUAUCCUUCCUCAGGCUGAUGAGGUAGAUGUCCAGUUGAGGCAUGAAGAUUUGAGAAUUGACACAUAUAGAUCCGGUGGUUCAGGUGGUCAGCAUGUAAAUACUACCAACAGUGCUGUUAGGAUAACUCAUAUUCCAUCUGGGAUUACCGUCUCCAUACAAGAUGAACGUUCCCAACAUAUGAAUAAGGCCAAAGCGCUGAAGGUACUCUGUGCAAGGUUAUAUGAAAUCGAAAGAUCGAGAAUUCACACAAGUCGGUCGAAACUUCGAUCGGAGCAGAUUGGCAGCGGUGACAGGUCAGAACGUAUUCGUACAUAUAACUUCCCACAAGGCCGCGUUACUGAUCACCGUGUUGGCAUUACCCAUCAUUCAAUAAAUGAUGUAAUGCAGGGAGAGAAUCUUGAUAUCUUCAUCGAUGCUCUUCUUUUGCAGCAGGAAAUGGAUGCAGUUGCAUCUUUCAGCUCCGAACAAUAACAGUCAAGGCCCUUUUCACCCAAAUCCUCACCUGCUAAAUAUAUAUCACCCUUUAUUGUAUUGGUCUAACUGGGCUUCUUUUUUUCCCCUCAUUUAUGUUAGUAGUCUCCUAGAGCGUUUGUGGUGGAAUGUUAAUCUCUAUUGUUGGUACUAUCUUCUGUUUAGUUUCUGAUCAAUCAUGAUAAACUAAGGGUGUUGUCCAUAGAAAUAUGCGGGUUUAAUUUUUGCCCACUUAAUCUGCAUGCUGUUCCUUAUCCAUUCUCUUUCGGAGAGAAGAAAUUCAUCAAACACUAGCAAAGAUUUCUUUC